GGGGUGUUGUGGGGGGGGGGGGGUUGAUGCCAAAACUGCUUCCGGGUUGUUGGACGACCUUGAGCCCUCAAAAGCGGGAUGGCGCUUUUCUUGAGACUGAGCGCCCUUCAGGGCGUCCGGGGACGUCAAGCUCUGUUACUCCGAACCCCCACAGUGGUCAGACCUGUAUUUGUCUCAGCAUUUCUCCAGGACCAGCGGACUCCAGGAUGGUGUGGAGCACAGAACAUUCACCUAUCACCAAGCUGUCACUCUGGUUCCAAGGCUGCGUCACUCCACUGGACUAGCGAGCGGGUUGUCAGUGUUUUGCUUUUGGGCCUGCUGCCAGCUGCCUAUGUGAAUCCUUGCUCUGCGGUGGACUACUCCCUGGCUGCAGCCCUCUCUCUUCAUAGUCACUGGGGCCUUGGACAAGUUGUUACUGACUACGUUCACGGGGAAGCAUUGCAGAAAACUGCCAAAGCAGGCCUUUUGGCACUCUCAGCUUUAACCUUUGCUGGGCUUUGUUAUUUCAACUAUCAUGAUGUGGGCAUCUGCAAAGCUGUCGCCAUGGUGUGGAAGCUCUAACCUUUUGACUCAAUACCUUGAGAAUUGGUUGGUUGCCUCAUUGCCUCUGUUCUGUCAUGCCAUUCAGUCACAGUAAGGAACAUCCGUCCAUUAAUGAACAAACUUUUGCUAAUUACCUGAUUGUUUUCAGAAUUUAUUUGCUGAGAAAAAGGUUUGAGAGGAAUUAGGCCCAAGAAAUUGUGAGGCUUAGUUCUAUUUUCUUUUCACUUUUUUCCUCAUCCCCUACCUCUACCAACAGAUCUUCACAAGUUAGCUGGCUCCUGCACCGCUCACCUGUAGUCCUCUUCUCCUUAUUUUCUGCUGCUCUAACAGGCUAUUCCUCAGUUAAUUCACGAGUAACGAUUUUAUAUAAAAUUGGAAAGUUUGGGUUGGAGAGAUGGCUUAGCACUUAAGGCGCUUGCCUGUGAAGCCUAAGGACUCAGGUUCAACCCCCUUAAACCCAUGUAAGCUAGAUGCACAAGGUGACGCAUGUGCCCAAGGGGGUGCAUGCAUCUGGAGAUUGAUUGCAGUGGCUAGAGGUCCUGGCAUGCCAGUUCCCCCUCUCGCAUAAAAAUAAGUUGGAAAGCUGGGCUUGAUGGCCCAUGCUUUUAAUCCCAGCUCUUGGGAGGUGGAAGUAGGAGGAUCUCUCUGAGUUCGAGGCCACCCUGAGACUACAUAGUGAGUUCCAGGUCAGCCUGGGCUAGAGUAAGACCCUGCCUCAAAACAAAAAAACAAAAUAGAUAAAUAAAUAAAUUGGAAAAUGUGGAAGCUCCCCUGUUUGUUCAGUUCUUACCAAUGAUUGAUGGUGAUGUGGCCUAGGGAACCUAGGAGGUGCUGCUGCCUCUCACCUUACCGGUUUAAAUCCUAGGAAGGGAAGCUGAGAGAGUUUCUUAAAUUUAGAGACAUUGCAUUAGGGAAACAACUUCUCCUUUGUAGGCGUAUCAAAAUAUGACAGAUUCCAGACUUAAUCCUCAAAUGUGUUUUACUUAUACUAAAAUAAACUUUGCAAAUAUGAAACUGUUAAGUCAUAAAAUAUUUUCCCACUAUGGAAAUGACUGAGAAAAUGUUCUCUGAAAA
This is a messenger RNA of Jaculus jaculus (lesser Egyptian jerboa), 1617 nucleotides long. It is a transcript of the gene Sdhd, whose product is annotated as succinate dehydrogenase complex subunit D. Gene Ontology annotation, biological process: tricarboxylic acid cycle; mitochondrial electron transport, succinate to ubiquinone. Bases 79 to 561 code for a protein of 160 amino acids. The record is from RefSeq and is a predicted model, not a curated record. Gene Ontology annotation, molecular function: heme binding; ubiquinone binding. NCBI's taxonomy places the organism in Eukaryota, Metazoa, Chordata, Mammalia, Rodentia, Dipodidae. The transcript is spliced from 4 exons. Gene Ontology annotation, cellular component: membrane; mitochondrial envelope.